Molecule: messenger RNA, 2872 nt
Organism: Neomonachus schauinslandi (Hawaiian monk seal)
Lineage: Eukaryota; Metazoa; Chordata; Mammalia; Carnivora; Phocidae
Gene: ORAI2
Product: ORAI calcium release-activated calcium modulator 2
Exons: 3
Coding region: 187-951 (254 amino acids)
Biological process (GO): store-operated calcium entry
Cellular component (GO): membrane
Molecular function (GO): store-operated calcium channel activity
Source: RefSeq, a predicted model, not a curated record
GAAGGAGGGAGGGGGCCGUGCUCAGCGCCCCGGCCGGGCCACGGGGCCACAGGGCAACACGGCCACGCCGCCUGCCGCAAACCCUAGCCGGAGCGGAGCCGGGCGGGCAGGCAGAGCAGCUCGGUCUCGGGAACCCUCUGGGAUGCCUGAGAGUGUCUCUCUCCUGCCCCCAGCCUGGCUCCCACCAUGAGUGCCGAGCUCAACGUGCCUGUGGACCCCUCCACUCCUGCCUGCUCUGAACCGGGCCACAAGGGCAUGGAUUACCGAGACUGGGUCCGCCGCAGCUACCUGGAGCUGGUCACCUCCAACCACCACUCCGUGCAGGCCCUGUCCUGGAGGAAACUCUACCUGAGCAGAGCCAAGCUGAAGGCCUCCAGCCGGACCUCUGCCCUCCUCUCGGGCUUCGCCAUGGUGGCCAUGGUGGAGGUGCAGCUGGAGACGCAGUACCAGUACCCCCGGCCGCUGCUCAUCGCCUUCAGCGCCUGCACCACGGUGCUGGUGGCCGUGCACCUCUUCGCCCUGCUCAUCAGCACGUGCAUCCUGCCCAACGUGGAGGCCGUGAGCAACAUCCACAACCUCAACUCCAUCAGCGAGUCGCCGCACGAGCGCAUGCACCCCUACAUCGAGCUGGCCUGGGGCUUCUCCACCGUGCUGGGCAUCCUGCUCUUCCUGGCCGAGGUGGUGCUGCUUUGCUGGAUCAAGUUCCUGCCCGUGGAUGCGCGCCACCAGCCCGGACCCCCGCCCGGCCCCGGCGGUCACACAGGCUGGCAGGCCGCCCUCGUGUCCACCAUCAUCAUGGUGCCCGUGGGCCUCAUCUUCGUGGUCUUCACCAUCCAUUUCUACCGCUCCCUGGUGCGCCACAAAACCGAGCGGCACAACCGCGAGAUCGAGGAGCUGCACAAGCUCAAGGUGCAGCUGGACGGCCACGAGCGCAGCCUGCAGGUGGUGUGAGGGCGCGGCGCCCCGGGGGCACAGCACGGAGGUGGGCUGCCGGCGAGGCCGCCCUGACACUGCCAUGUGGUUCGAGACCAAAGUCUUACCCCCUGUCUUCACGCUGGAAAACCUGGCUGGGUGGUCCUCCCGCAGAAAUUGGAAAUCUGUAGUAAAAAGAGAGACUCUGUUGCUCAAAGAGCUGAGACCAAAAAAAAAGCCUGAGUCCUGGGGCCUGGGGAUUUCCUGCGGCAGGAGAGGGGGCUCCGAGCAGCCCCCAGGCAUCCCGGGCAAUCUCAGCGAUGGGGAGCCGGCGGCCGGCGGGGGAGGGCUGAGGGUUUCAGAGGAGGGAUGGCCCCAUGACACCUGAAGUGGGUCUCAACGUGCCACCCUCUGUGACUAGAUGGGGUGCAGGCCCACAGCUUGGCCUGGUGCUUCCCUCCCCUGCCCUGGGGGGAUUAGGUGGCCAGGCUGACAGGGGAGAGGCAGGAGCCGGGGUCCCAGGUCUGCUCAGCAGGCGUGGUGGGUGCUCAGCCAGGCAUCGGACUGGUCUGGCCCUGGGGAAGACUUCCAAGGAUGGAGGCCUGGCAGGGCUAGGGAGGCACGUCUGUGGGCAUCCCAUGUGGGAUGGGGGGGGCGAGGGUGUACUCUGGGGCACACUGGGCUCAAGUUCUCUAUUCCUAGCCAGCCUGGAGCCCUGGUCACGUUGACGCAGCAAAGCCACCAGUUUGGGGAAAGGGCCUACAGUCCAGAGGCCUCAAUCUUUGGGCUACAGAAUGGCCUCUGAGCCCACAUUGGCUGCCCCUCCAGGCUAUGGCUGCCAAAGGUACUUGCCCAGAAAGCAGAGCGUGCCUCUUGUCUCCCUGCUGCCUGUGACCCCAGGAGGCGGGAGGGCGCGGCCUGGGGACUUUCUGUCCAGAUAAGGCCUGUUGGCCUGACCUGGCCAAAUGCAAGUCCUGUGGAGUAGCAGCUGCAGGGAGGGCGAGACCGCCAUUCCUCUCGGCCACACGCAGGGGCCCAGCUCACACAUUUCCACAGCCACGCACAUACAUCCUACGACUCAGCUUAGGGGCAAGCAUGCCGCAUCCCGAGCUGCUUUUAAAACCCAUGUUUACCACAUCGGCCAGCGGCAGCCUAGAGAGGGAGCCUUUCUCGUUUCUGUCCUCGGACGUCAUGCUCUGAUGGCAUCUCUGUGGCCAGCUUACUCUCUGUCUGGGGUCUGGGGUGCCUGUGCCAAGAAAUCCUGGCUGGCCUAGCGGUGGCUGCUGGGGAUGGGACGCACUGUUGAGGACAGAAACCUUAACACGUAACCAAGAUGCUGCGGGGCUGUCUGGGAGGCGCACCGGGAGUCGCCGUUGUAAGUCGGGACAUUAUGGGAGCCUGGACAUCGGGUUCCGUGGAGCCAGACGAGGGCCUUCCAUGGGGCGCGGUCCUGGCAUUCUGCAGAGCUGUCAUUGCUUGCUUGCUCUCCGGUGUGUGUCGCUUCUCUCCUGGAGCUUUGUCGAGAAGGCUUGUCUGGCUUCGUAUGUAUUUGCUUUGUGUCAGCGUCACUGAAAGACGGCCACUCCGUGUCCUGGCGGGAGCGGGACGGGCUGGCUCUUCCCCACAGCUGGGAGCGGACAGCAGGCCCUUCCUCGAGCCUGAGGCUUCGGAGAGGGCUGUGCUGGCCUCACUUCCCCGGGCCAUCUGGUGCCCUGCCCCAAGUGUGCCAGACGUGCCGAGCCCCCCGGACUGGAAAGCACACCCCAGUGCUGGCGGGGGGCCAGUUGUUAAUGUCCGCUCUGCCUCGGACUGGCCGCUGGGUGACUCGUGACAGUGCCACGUGGGUAGCAAAGACACCACAUCCCGUGUUCUUAAGGCUGAUUCAAGAAUUCUUGGUCUCGGGGCGCCUGGGUGGCUCAGUUGGUUAAGCGACUGCCUUCGGCUCAGGUCAUGAUCCUGG